AUGUUGCUAAUGGUGACGUCAAGCAGGGCUUAGCUGUCGAGCACGAACCGAAAAUAGCCCGCCGUUGCUUGUGGCAGGAAGUACCAAAGUGAAUACGUGAAAAUUUGGAUUUGUGGUUUAUUUCAUUGUUCGUUACACGUCAGGUGGAGAACUGAAUGUUUGGAACAGCGUGAUAGAAAAUGGCAGAGAUCCCCAUUGAAAUGGAAAUAUUUGUAUUCCAACCCUGAUCAGAUUUUGUACUGGCCGAGUUAGUAACGGUGAACAGGAUGAUGGAUUAAAACUUUCUGGAUUGGAUACUGAAGCCACAAUGAAGGAGGUCUCGGAUCUUCCCAAUGGAGAGGAGAGGAUCCCUCGGGAAUCUACAGUCAGUGAACCCACAGAAGGCAGGCAUGAACGAAUGACUCCAUAUCAAAAGCUAUCCUUAGAUCUCAGCAAUGACCAUAAGUGCUUGAAGGAGAUAACUCUAGGCAAAAGAAUAGGGUUUUAUCGAAUUCGAGGGGAACUAGGGAGUGGCAACUUUUCACAGGUGAAAAUGGGGAUACAUGCCCUAACAAAAGAGAAAGUGGCAAUAAAGAUCCUUGAUAAAACAAAACUGGAUCAGAAGACUCAGCGACUUUUGUCACGAGAGAUCUCAAGCAUGGAGAAGCUUCACCAUCCAAACAUAAUCCGUCUUUAUGAGGUGCUUGAAACACUAGCCAAACUACACAUUGUCAUGGAAUAUGCAGGAGGAGGAGAGCUUUUCACAAAAAUCUCCAACGAAGGCAAAAUGCCCGAACAAGAAGCCAAACAUAUAUUUGCUCAAGUGAUAGCUGGGGUGGAGCACAUGCACAAGCAUAAUAUCAUUCACAGAGAUCUGAAGGCUGAGAAUAUAUUCUACAAUGGACCAAAGAGUGUGAAAAUUGGUGAUUUUGGAUUCAGUACGAUAAGCAAAGUAGAUCAGACACUUAAUACGUUUUGUGGGUCACCACCUUACGCAGCUCCUGAACUCUUCAAGGAUGAGAGUUACUGUGGUGUCUAUGUAGAUAUCUGGGCUUUAGGAAUCAUGCUGUACUUUAUGGUAACAGGAGUCAUGCCAUUUAGGGCCGACACAGUAGCCAAAUUAAAAAAGUGUAUCUUAGAGGGAAAUUAUAUCAUCCCAUCAUACAUAUCGGACAGUGGGCAAUUUCUCAUUAGAAGUAUCAUGAAGCCAGUUCCGCAUGACCGAUUUUCUAUACGAGAAGUCCGUAAUAGUGAUUGGUUAGAUGGUCAAGACUUUCCAGAAGCGCUACAACCAUAUAAUCUGAUGCCAGGAGCUGAUACAUCUACACUUUCUCCAGAUGAAAAGGAGGCUCGUGUCAUGUUGCAUGAUCUUGGAAUCGUUGACGAACAUUUGAAAGGUUCGGGGCAUAGAGAUUCCCGAAGUUCUAUCACAGGGACCUACAGAAUAUUAUUACAUCGUGUGCAGAAAACAAAUUCUGGCUUAGAUGAUUCUGGUAUUGAAAGCUUUGGGAAAACAGACGACCCUGGAAAUAACAACAGAGAACGGUACCAGGCGAAACCUCAACGAGAAUCUAAGUUUUGUGUUAUUCUGUAAUAAUGUGCAUCAUAUAUAGCUACAAAGUCUGUUACCGCAGUUAUUCUAAAACGAUUGCUUAUUUUUCUGUGCUUUUUUAGUGUCUUCAUAUUUAGCUACACAUGCAAUUGUUAAUUUUUGUUUCAGACUUGACAGGAUGAAAUUUGUAAUUAGAAAAUGUUUUGGGUUUUGACCAGACACAUCUUCAGGAAACAUGAUCAUUUCAAUAGUGCAAUUUACCAAUACCUUGUGUUCACAAAAAUGUGUUUUCCAUUUUAUUUUCAUUUUUAAUCAGUUGAAAAAGACAUUGUAAAAUUAAGUGAAAACACCAUUUUUACCUGUUCAUAAAGUUCAGCACUGUCUAUAUAUAUUGAUAUAUUGGAGCAUAAGGAUUUUAACAAGUGUAAUAAUCUCUAAAAUGAUAUAAACUCAGAAAUAUGUAUUUUGUCAUAAAGUCCUAAGUAAGAUCUCAACUAUGUGGUAAAAUUAAAAUAGCCAUUGUCAGUGUAUGGCUGAUCAUAAGUUCACUACUAAUCUGAUUGUCCCACUAUCCAACGAGUGUUUAAGGGGACAAAUUGUCCCACAAUCUAGCGAGUGUAUUAGGGGGAAAAAUUGUCCCACAAUCGAAAGCUUCAUUGGUAGGAGCCCGACAAAGUUGGAGAAAGAAAAUGACCUUGACCUUCUUUCAAGGUCACAGGGGUAAAA
This is a messenger RNA of Mizuhopecten yessoensis (Yesso scallop), 2257 nucleotides long. Its product is annotated as serine/threonine-protein kinase NIM1-like. Gene Ontology annotation, biological process: microtubule cytoskeleton organization; intracellular signal transduction; protein phosphorylation. Gene Ontology annotation, cellular component: cytoplasm. The coding region runs from base 308 to 1573 and encodes 421 amino acids. The record is from RefSeq and is a predicted model, not a curated record. Gene Ontology annotation, molecular function: ATP binding; protein serine/threonine kinase activity; tau-protein kinase activity. NCBI's taxonomy places the organism in Eukaryota, Metazoa, Mollusca, Bivalvia, Pectinida, Pectinidae. The transcript is spliced from 4 exons.